ACCUCCAUGCGUGUGGUUCUAGUGGUCCCUGACCCCCCAGCAUCAGCUCUUCCUUCCAGCUCCUUGGUGGCUCUGCAGUGACUGGGAAGAAUCAGGGACCUGCUGCCGGUGGUCUGGGACAGGAGAGGAUCAGACGGUGCCAGGGUGAAGGUCUGGGGCUCCGGACACAGGCACCUCCUGCCACAACACCCCCAGCACAGGGCUGCUGAGAGCCUAGGGGCUGCAUCCAGCACUGGUCCCAGCUGUGCUGGCAGCCAGUGGGGAGCUGGUGGCACCACCAUGUCGCAGGCAGAAGGAGGCAAGGAGGAGACCUUUGAGUGCUGCCAUGUGGUCAUCAACAGCCAGGAGAAGGUCUCAGAUGUGUACACACAGCUGGAGAAACUGGGAGAGGGGAAAUUCGGGAAGGUGUACAGGCUGCAGGAAAAAGGCAGCGGCAAAGUGCGGGCUGGGAAGUACUUUCGGACGCGGACGGCCAAGGAGAAGCAGGCGGCUCGGGCUGAGGUGGAGCUCAUGAACCUGCUGCACCACCCCCGCCUGGUGCAGUGCCUCGCUGCCUUCCAGGGCCCUGCGGAGCUGGUGAUGGUGAUGGAGUACGUGGCCGGGGGGGAGCUCUUCGAGCGCAUUGUGGACGACGACUUUGAGCACACAGAGCCCAGCAGUGCCCAGUACCUGGGGCAGAUCCUGGAGGGGCUGCAGUUCAUGCACGGCCAGGCCAUCGUCCACCUCGACCUCAAGCCUGAGAACAUUGUCUGCGUCAGCCCCGGCAGCCACUGGCUCAAGAUCAUCGACUUUGGCUUGGCAAGGAAGCUGGCUCCAGACAUCCCUGUGAAGGUGCUGCAAGGCACUCCUGAGUUCAUGGCUCCAGAAGUCGUUGCCUUUGAGCCCGUGGACCUCUCCACGGACAUGUGGAGUGUUGGUGUCAUCUGCUACAUCCUGCUGAGUGGGGAGUCCCCAUUUCAGGGGGACAAUGACAUGGAGACACUGAGCAACAUCACAGCUGCCAGGUGGGACUUCGAGGAGGAGACCUUCUCGGAGAUCUCUCAGCAAGCCAAGGACUUCAUCAGUCAACUGCUGCAGAAGGACCCCCGCCGCCGCCUCUCCAGCGCAGGGGCCCUGCUGCACCCCUGGCUGCAGCGCCCCCAGGCCAGCAGCGCCAAGAUGCUGUCGAAGGAGAGGAUCAAGCAGUUCCUGACGCGCCGCAAGUGGCAGAAAACAGGCAAAGCUCUGCUGGCCCUCAACAGGCUGACCCUGCUGUCCCAGAGCCCAGGGAGGAAGGCGCCAGAGGCUCAGGAGGAGGAAGACCUGAGCUGCAACCCAGAGGAGGAGCAAGCCUCUGGGUGUCUGCCCAGAAGAGGUUCCAGCUUCUCAGCACUGCUGCCAGGCCAAGAGGAGGAGGAAGGUGGGAGCAGUGCAGCUGCAGGAGAGGCAGAGAGGGGAGUCAGUGUGGUUGUGCCACCUUAGUCCUGGAGCACCAAAGGUGGCUGGUGAGAGGGGCAGGGAAUGAUGUGGAUGGAAACCACUCCAGAGCCAGGCAGGGCCAGCCCCAGCCCCAAGGCCUCCUCUCCUUUGGGCCACUCUGGGGUCCUGUGAUGUCUCUCUGCUGGUGUGGGAGCAGCCACACCUGCUGUCCCCAGCAAGGGACCAGGCUCCUGCCUGCCCAGCCAAUAAAGCACCCAGGAUCUCUGCA
Molecule: messenger RNA, 1687 nt
Organism: Pogoniulus pusillus (Red-fronted tinkerbird)
Lineage: Eukaryota; Metazoa; Chordata; Aves; Piciformes; Lybiidae
Product: myosin light chain kinase, smooth muscle-like
Exons: 10
Coding region: 280-1461 (393 amino acids)
Biological process (GO): positive regulation of apoptotic process; protein phosphorylation; intracellular signal transduction
Cellular component (GO): nucleus; cytoplasm
Molecular function (GO): ATP binding; protein serine/threonine kinase activity
Source: RefSeq, a predicted model, not a curated record